AUGUUGUUGUUGAUGAAGUUGAAUGAUGAACAGCCUAGCAUUACUACCACAUCUAAACCAGUUCCUAAUCUACCCGCACCAGAGUUUGAUCCAUUGAGCGAUGAUUUUAAUUUUUCGAGGGAUGAUCCAUUCAUCGCAUCAUUGACUUAUAGGAGUUUAUAUUAUUUAGCAAAUGGAACAGAUUACAUACUUGAAUACUCUAGAAAAGUCAGAAAAAGGAUAGAUGAUACAGCUUUAAGUUACAUUGGUUUCCGGCCAAAUUACAUUCCACAAAACUAUAUUGAAUCGCAAAUGCGUGCUGGUUCAAUUAGUCCAUGGGGUUUUGCGCACAAUGGAUGCGGAAUAUCCAAAAGGCUCAAAGAGAAAACCGUAGAUAAACUCGAAAGGAAAACAGAUGAACUCAAAAAGAAUAAUAAUCACAUAUCGAUUACGAUAGCUGACACAAAUGAACAAGAGGAUUCUUUAGAAGAAAAAUCGAACCAUUCAAAUGAUCAAGAAAAUUAUUUAAAAAGACUUGAAGAUUUGGAAGCUUUUCGAAUUCUCCUUGAAAAAAAUUUUAUUGACACUUCAUUAAUUAACUCCAUCAAAAAAGAGCAAAAAGAAGUAGCAAAAUAA
Molecule: messenger RNA, 615 nt
Organism: Entrophospora candida
Lineage: Eukaryota; Fungi; Glomeromycota; Glomeromycetes; Entrophosporales; Entrophosporaceae
Source: the annotation of a GenBank genome assembly